Molecule: messenger RNA, 672 nt
Organism: Hyaloperonospora brassicae
Lineage: Eukaryota; Oomycota; Peronosporomycetes; Peronosporales; Peronosporaceae
Source: the annotation of a GenBank genome assembly
AUGACCCCCGCCGACCGUCUGAAGAACUGUUAUACGGUCAACUUCAUUGAUCACUACAGCAACUACUGCCGCGUGUUCCUCGCGCUGACCAAGGACAAGGCCGCCAAGAAGUUUGAACACUUUCUGGCGUGGUUUGAAAAGCGUUUCGACUGCCUCAUCCAUGUGCUUCGCACAGAUGGAGGCGGCGAGUACAUGAACGUUGAUCUUUUUUGCAAGACAGCAUGCGUCGAGCGACAGAAGAGUGAAGCUCGCAACCAGGCGUCAAACGGAAAGGAAGAGCGAAUGCAUCGUACGGUCCUCAACAUGGCGCGGUCGAUGAUUUUUGCGAGCCGCUUGCCGCUGUCGUUCUGGAGAGACGCCGUCGAAUACGCUGCAUUCGUUCUCAACAGAAUUCCAAACAGUGCGAAUACACGUCGCGCGUCGCCACUACAGAUGCUGACGAAGCAGACACCAGACCUGCGCGAGAUCGUCGCGUUCAGGUCGGUCUGCACGGUUUAUCGGGAUCCCCGCAAGAUCUCGCUCAAACAACGAGCGCAAUUAGGAGCGAUCGUCGGUAGCAGCGACGAAACUAAAGGGUACCGCGUGUUUUUGAAGAAAUACAACGUCGUCGUCGUUACACAACACGUAGAAAACAUUGAAACGCUCAGUGACGAGCAGAUCGACCGGUUGUAG